This is a messenger RNA of Onychostoma macrolepis, 6628 nucleotides long. It is a transcript of the gene kdm4aa, whose product is annotated as lysine (K)-specific demethylase 4A, genome duplicate a. Gene Ontology annotation, cellular component: nucleus. NCBI's taxonomy places the organism in Eukaryota, Metazoa, Chordata, Actinopteri, Cypriniformes, Cyprinidae. Gene Ontology annotation, biological process: chromatin remodeling. Gene Ontology annotation, molecular function: histone H3K9 demethylase activity; histone H3K36 demethylase activity. The transcript is spliced from 23 exons. The record is from RefSeq and is a predicted model, not a curated record. Bases 140 to 5299 code for a protein of 1719 amino acids.
UGUGCGGCGCGCAUGCGCAGUCGCGCUCCACUCUAAUGGAGGACAUGUCUGGUCUGCAAUCGUCUUUUUCUGCCCUGUUUUUCUGAGUUGCGCCCUCAACACCCGUCAGCUGAGCCCGCGACACCCCCCAAGUGGCAGAAUGGCUUCGGACUCAGUCUCUCAAAGCUCCCAGAGUCCUGCCACCAGGAUCAUGACCUUUCAUCCCACAAAAGAGGAGUUCAAAGACUUCAACAGAUACAUUGCAUAUAUGGAGUCGCAGGGGGCUCACAGAGCCGGCAUGGCUAAGGUGGUGCCACCAAAGGACUGGAAGCCCCGGAGCACAUACGAUGACAUUGAUGACCUGGUGAUUCCCACACCUAUUCAACAGGUGGUCACUGGCCAAUCAGGUCUCUUCACUCAGUACAACAUCCAGAAGAAGCCGAUGACUGUCCGCGAGUUCCGCAAAACUGCCAACACAGACAAGUUCUGUAAUCCCAGAUAUGCUGAUUUUGAUGAACUAGAGAGGAAAUAUUGGAAGAAUUUAACAUUCAAUCCACCACUGUAUGGGGCAGAUGUCAGUGGAACCCUCUACGAUCCGGACGUGACGGAGUGGAAUAUUGGCCGUCUCAACACUAUUUUGGACACUGUAGAGAGAGAGAGUGGAAUCACAAUCAAAGGAGUCAACACUCCAUAUCUUUAUUUCGGGAUGUGGAAGAGCACAUUCGCCUGGCACACAGAGGACAUGGAUCUCUACAGCAUCAACUACCUUCACUUUGGAGAACCCAAGUCCUGGUACAUCGUGCCUCCAGAACAUGGGAAGCGAUUAGAGCGUCUUGCUAAAGGAUUUUUUCCUGGAAGUGCCCAAAGUUGUGAAGCCUUCCUGAGACACAAAAUGACUUUAAUUUCACCGUCUAUUCUGAGAAAGUAUGGAAUACCCUUUGAGAAGGUCACACAGGAAGCAGGCCAGUUCAUUGUGUCCUUCCCGUAUGGAUAUCAUGCUGGGUUUAACCAUGGCUUCAACUGUGCAGAAUCCACCAACUUUGCCACCCAGCGUUGGAUCGAUUAUGGAAAGCUGGCGACAUUAUGUUCCUGCCGGAAGGACAUGGUGAAGAUAUCCAUGGAUGUGUUUGUUCGCAAGUUCCAGCCAGAACGCUAUAAACUUUGGAAAGCAGGAAAGGACAAUGUGCCCAUUGACCACUCAAAGACCACACCAGAGGCAGAGUUCCUGACAGAUGUAAAGACAGAAAAUGAGACAGGAGAGCUCAGCGAUAGCAGCAAAGCAGAAACGCAGGAGAAGGGAGGAGAAGCAGAGGCUGGAGAGGAGCAGAAAGCAAACACGGACGGUGGAGAGGAAGACAAGACUGAAAUUUUGAAAAGGGAAACAGAUGGUGCAAAGGAGAAAGAAGAAGCAGAUAAAGGAGGUCUGGAGGUAGAGGAGAAGAAGCCUGUUGGUGAUGAAGAACCAAGCAGCACCUCAGAGCAGAUCAACAGUAGCAGUCCAAAGCAGAAUGUGGGGCAGAAACGGCUCAGACCCAGCCCUGACGAUGGAGCAAAAGAUGACAAUCAAGUAAAGGUAGAAAAAGAGGAAGAAGUUGAGAAGAAGAAAGCCAAACUUAACCAGACUGAGACAGAUGACAAGAAUGAACAAUCCAUCUCCGCUGACCCAGGUUAUGCGCAAGCUGAGGAGACGAUGGAGACAGACGCUCCCCCUCCACAACAGCCAGAGAAUCAAGCCCCUCCCUGCAUGGAGGUGGAGCUCUCUCCAUCAAACCCCACCUCCAGCAGUGACAUCUCAAUGCAGCAAAGAGAUGAUGUCACUCUCUCUGAACCCAACGAUGUCACCUCAUCCUCACAAUCCACAAACAGCAUCGCUGAUGAUGAGGCUCCGACCAGUGAUGUCGCCUCUCAGUCCGAACACGUCACUCAAAGCUGUGAUGUCCAAAGCAAGCCUGAUGGCAUCACUCCAAACGGUGACCUCACUGAUGCCCAGCAGAGUGACAUCACGGCCCAUUCGUGUUCCAGUGUCCCUGCUGCUGACGUCACGCCUCUCAUAUCUGUAACCAGCAGUAUUUCCUCUCUACAUGGCAUUAACUCCACCCACACCUGUGAUGUCUCUACAGAACCCAGCGACCGCACUAUAAAUACCAUCAUCCCUAGUCCAAGCGAGCCUGCUAUUAACUCCUCCCACACCUAUGAUGUCCAACCAGAACCCAGCGACAUCGCAGUCAGCCCUAAACACGAACUUGGCAUUAACUCCACCCACACCUGUGAUGUCACCACAGAACCCAGUGACAUCACCAUCAGCGCUGAACAUGAACCCAGUGUUAGUUCCGCCCACAGCUGUGAUGUACAACCAGAACCCAGCGACAUCACCAUCAGCGCUGAAAAUGAACCCAGCAUUAGCUCCGCCCACAGCUGUGAGGUCCAACCAGAACCCAGCGACAUCACCAUCAGCACUGAACACGAAUCCAGCAUUAGCCCCGCCCACAGCUGUGAGGUCCUACCAGAACCCAUUGACUUCACCAUCAGCGCUGAAAAAGAACCCAGCAUUGGCUCCGCCCACAGCUGUGACAUACAACUAGAAACCAGCAACGUCAACAUCAGCGUUGAAAAUGAAUCCAGCAUUAGCUCUGCCCACAGCUGUGAGGUCCAUCCAGAACAAAGCGACAUCACCAUCAGCAUUGAAAAUGAACCCAGCAUUAGCGCCGCCCACAGCUGUGAUGUACAACCAGAACCCAGCAACGUCAACAUCAGCGUUGAAAAUGAACCCAGCAUUAGCUCCGCCCACAGCUGUGAUGUACAACCAGAACUGAGCAACGUCAACAUCAGCAUUGAAAAUGAACCCAGCAUUAGCUCCGCCCACAGCUGUGAGGUCCAACCAGAACCCAGCGACAUCUCCAUCAUCGCUGAACACAAAUCCAGCAUUAGCUCCGCCCACAGCUGUGAGGUCCUACCAGAAGCCAUUGACAUCACCAUCAGUGCUGAAAAAGAACCCAGCAUUAGCUCCGCCUACAGCUGUGAUGUCCAACCAGAACCCACCGGCAUCACCAUCAAAGCUGAAAAUGAACUCAGCUUUAGCUCCGCCCACAGCUGUGAUGUCCAACCAGAACUGAGCAACAUCAUUGACCCUAAACACGAACCCAGUGUUAACUCUGCCUACACCUGUGAUGCCCAACCAGAACCUACCAACAUCACUGUCAGUGAACAAGAAUCCAGCAUUAGUUCCGCCCACAGCUGUGAUGUUCAACCAAAACUCAGCAAUAUCACCAUCAGCCCUAAACAUGAACCCGGCAUUAGCUCCGCCCACACCAGUAAUGUCACCACAGAACCCAGCGGCAUCACUGUCAACCCUGAACACGAACCCAGUGUUAACUCCGCCCACAUCUGUGAUGUCCAACUAGAACUCGGCAACAUCACCGUCAGCCCUGAACACAAGCCCAGCACUAACUACGCCCUCGCAUAUGAUGUCAUCACUGAACCCAGCAACGUCAGCGUCGGCCCUAAACGCAAACCUAGCGUUAACUCCGCCCACACUUAUGAUGUCAUCACCGAACCCAGCAGCAGCGCCAUCAACCUUAAGCUCAGCGAGUCGCAGUGCAGCUCCGCGUCAGCGGGCGGCAGUCAGGUGUGUCCGCCUGCGGUCCAGCACAUCUUCCAGAGAACGCUGAGCCCCGCGGAGGUGCUACAUGUCCACAGCUACGCUAAAGGAGAUUACAGCGAUCUCGAGCCGCGCAUUCGGCACGAGAGAGACCGAGACAGCGACUCUGAUAGCGAGUCUCAAGAGGACAGCAAGAAAGAAGCUGAACACCCAGUGGAAGCUCAGCACAGACUUCCCAGACUCCCCAGGCACCAUCCUCUGAUGAAGGACAGCAUCAGUGAUGAAGGUCAGUUUGUGGCAAAAGAAGCUGAACACCCAGUGGAAGCUCAGCACAGACUUCCCAGACUCCCCAGGCACCAUCCUCUGAUGAAGGACAGCAUCAGUGAUGAAGAGCUGCAGGAUCAGGCUGCGUCAGAGGAGGACGGGCUGGACGGGGAGGCCUGGGCACGACCUUUGGCCCAGCUGUGGCAGAACAGACCGUAUAAUCCAGAAAGAGAGAGAGAGUACAACAGAGAGAUGGGUCUGCGGUCUCCGUACUGCUCUGUGUGUGCACUCUUCCAGGCACAUCAGCGGUCUGAAGGGGGCGAGAGCGAGCCGGCCGUGGUGCUGCCCGGGGGUCAGAUGAGAACCAAGCCUCUGAUUCCAGAGAGAUGUUUCUCCACCACCACCGAGGACAGCGCAGAUGUCCAGCCGUCCACAGCUCACCUGGAGGAGGACGGCACCAGUCUGCUCAUCAGCUGCUCCCUGUGCAGUGUUCGUGUGCACACUAGUUGUUACGGUGUGGCUCCAGCGAGAGUCUCCAAAGACUGGAAAUGUGCCCGUUGUAAAGCCAACGCCCUCACCGAGAGUUGCUGUCUGUGUUCGUUGAGAGGUGGAGCGUUGCACAGAGCCAAUAAUGGCAAAUGGGUUCACGUCCUGUGUGCGGUGGCAGUGCUGGAAGCUCGCUUUGUGAACAUCGCUGAACGAUCGCCCGUGGAUCUCAGUGGCAUUCCCUUACAGAGAUUCAAGCUGAAAUGCUACUACUGCAAACGGAGGAUGAAGAAAACGUUGGGCUGUUGUGUGCAGUGUUCUCACGGUCGCUGCCCCACCUCAUAUCACCCGACCUGCGCACAGGCCGCCGGCGUCAUCAUGCACCCAGACGACUGGCCCUUCGUUGUCUAUGUCACUUGUUGCCGCCACAAAGGGCCGGUACAAUCGGAGCGUAAUAAAGCAGCCAUGAGAGAGCUCAGCGUGGGUCAGAAGGUCAUCUGCAAGCACAAAAAUGGACGCUACUACCAGUGUGAAGUCAUACAGCUGACAAAAGAGACAUUUUAUGAGGUCAACUUUGACGAUGGCUCCUUCAGUGAUAACCUUUUCCCAGAGGACAUUGUGAACCGAGACUGCGCUCAGCUGGGUCCUCCACCACAGGGGGAAGUGGUUCAGGUCAGAUGGACGGACGGUCUUGUCUAUGGAGCUAAAUUCGUGGCAGCUCAUGUCAUUCAGAUGUACCAGGUGGAGUUCGAGGACGGAUCGCAGCUGACUGCUAAGAGAGAUGACGUCUACACCCUAGACGAAGAGCUGCCCAAGAGAGUCAAAUCUCGUCUGUCUAAGGCAUCGGACAUGCGUUUUGAUGGCUUGUUUGGAGAGAAGAAGGUCCAGGAGAGCAAGAGACAGAGAGUGAUCAACUCCAGGUACAGAGGUGACUACAUCGAACCCGUCAUCUACCGAGCCAUCAUGGAGUAGCCAGCGAUGACCCAGCCUUCACCCGAAACCACCAGCACUCAUCCAGCAACUCUAGCCCUGCCAAUGUCAGUAGCGUUCAGUUCGCAGGGGUCAGACACCUGGAUGGGUUUGAUCGCUCCUCGGUGGACUAUUACUAGCCCUCGACCAUCUAUUCUGAUAUAUGGGUCUAGAGUUGAGGCAGGGUGUUUCACAGUGUCUUUCUCAGAGAAUGCAGCUUUGUCUUUGGGUGUGAUGCCCUUUUAACCUCAGCGCUGUGAAACUGUGCCACAAACACUCUAGAAACACAUCAGCGUGAACAUCAGGCUCAUGGAGUCACUCUAAAUCACAUUCAUUUGAUACAGCAUAUUUGUGAUCUCCAUUUCAUAAAAUAUCUACUUUUAUCAAACUGCGUUAAUUUAUUUGACUUAAUUGAGGGUGCUCUUUCUACCCGUAUUUUACCGAACGGAGGUGCCAUUGCCAUUUUAUGGAUGUGGAUCUCCUUUUUUUAAGAUCUACUGUUGUAAAUUACGCAGUCGAGAUCCUGAUUAUUGUACAUUAUUUGGAACAUAAUGAAUUCAGCGUGUCUUUGAGUCAUUUUUUACAAGCCUAUUUAUUACUGGUGCUUUACAAAAGUCAAUUUUGCAAUAUGAGUUCCAGUGCUGUCGAAGUUCGACACCGAUAGGUGUGUUCUGUUUUUAGAAAGAGGAUCGCGUAGAUACCGAAUUGCCAAGGAUCUCACUUUCACAGCUGUUCAAGCCCUGCCUUGCGCUCUGGUUCAAUACACUUUCAUUCAGACGUUUCUAUUAAUGUAGCUUCUUACUGCUGUCCACAUUUUAUCAGAAGCCCCACGGUUUUAAUAAGCUAUUUUUGCACUUCUCAGCUGUACUUUUAUGAAUUGUCAUCUUUGUCCUUGCAGUAGCCAAGCUCUAGAGACCGAAAUGCACUUCUGAAAGCUGAGGAGGCCAUUGUUUGGACUGUCUAGCCGACAGCAUUUGAAGAAAGUCAGGUUGUUGCAGGCCUUCAGUUGUUAGAUGGGGCUAAUCUUCACUAUAAAAAAAAAAAAAAAAAAAAAAGAAAAUUAUAAAAGAUUUUUUCUAUCAAGAAGCCUAUUUUAUUGCUUUGUUUUAUAAUACAUGUUUAAUGUUCAUAUACUGUGAGAUAGAGUUGUAUGUAGUUAAUUUAAGAAAUCUUAAGCUUUUGGCACGUUUCUUCUGCCUCUCGUGUUGCUUUCAAACAUGAGCCUUGUUCUCACUGCACUUCUGAAUGCAGAGGCUCUAGGACUUCCAUACAUGUAUUUUGUAAAAAUUAUUAAUGUGCAUCAGUAAAAGAUGUGAGCUGACAUGUUUCUUA